Molecule: messenger RNA, 831 nt
Organism: Anthonomus grandis grandis
Lineage: Eukaryota; Metazoa; Arthropoda; Insecta; Coleoptera; Curculionidae
Exons: 1
Coding region: 1-831 (276 amino acids)
Cellular component (GO): nucleus
Molecular function (GO): DNA binding
Source: RefSeq, a predicted model, not a curated record
AUGGAUGAGAAGGGUUGCAGAUUAACCCUUCAUCACCAGCAGCUAGUACUAGCCCAAAAAGGAGCCAAAAGAGUGCACUUAGUGGCGCGUGAACAUGCGGAAAACGUCACAGUAGUCGCUUGUGCAAAUGCCCUAGGCCAUGUCAUACCACCUAUGAUUUUAUUCAAAGGGCAACGUGGAAAACCUUGCUAUUCUGAUGGUUUACCAGCAGGCUCAGCUGUACACAUGACCGCAAAGGGCAGCAUGACGACUGAGAUAUUUAUCAAAUGGCUGGAGCACUUCUCACAAUUUAUGUCUUCCCCUCCAACAAUUUUAAUUUUUGAUGGAGCGUCAAGUCACCUAGAUGAGUCCAUUGCUGAAAAGGCAGAAACUUUAGGAAUUGAGCUUUUAUGCCUACCCAGUAAUACGACUCACGAGCUCCAGCCAAUGGACAAAUCCGUUUUCCGGUCUUUUGAAUCCCACUGGGAUCAACAGCUUCUUGAAUAUUGGAGUCAACAUCCUGAUAGAAGGUUGAGUAAAGAGAGAUUUUCUGAUGUAUUCACGCCAGUCUGGGGAAAGUGCAUGACUAUUAAUAACAUCUGCAAUGGUUUUAGAUCAACUGGUAUCUACCCGUUCAGUAGAAACGCCAUUCCUGAACAUGCAUUCGCCCCAAGUCUUCCAACUCAUCGUGGUCAAAAUAUUGCAGCUGAAAAUAGUGAGGAAAGUGCCAUAGUAAGGGAAGAACUUUGGGAUUCGGAAGAUGAUAUUCCAUUAGCAACAUUAUUUAAGACAACUAAGGAUAAUUCAACAGUACAUUCCAGUACCAGCCCUGCAGAUCAGUCUCAGUCUUAA